AUGGCUUCACCUCCCCAUUAAUUAAUCCCUUAAUUAUUAACGGGAAGAGCCUUCCCCGGGCUGGAAAUGGGGAUGUGUGUGGGGUGGGAACGAGGAUUCCGGAGCCCGUGGUUGCCGCGAUCGCCGCAGGCUCGGAGAUGCGAGCCCCGGGCCCGCCCCACCCCCUUCCGGUACCGGGAGGGGGCGUGGCUUAACGGAAGAGGGCGUGGUCUUGUCCCGGUGAGGGCGUGGCUUCUGGCCGGAGCGGCGCCCAUGGCGGAGCGGCGCGUUUCGCGCUGGUACUUCGGCGGCCUCGCGUCGUCCGGGGCCGCCUGCUGCACCCACCCCUUGGAUCUGCUGAAGGUCCACCUGCAGACGCAGCAGGAGGUGAAGAUGAGGAUGAUGGGGAUGGCGAUGCACGUGAUCCGCACCGACGGCUUCCUGGCUCUCUACAACGGGCUCAGUGCCUCGGUGUGUCGGCAGAUGACGUAUUCCUUGACUCGCUUUGGCAUCUAUGAGACUGCGAAGAACCACCUGGGCAACCAGGGGCCUCCCCCAUUCUACCAGAAAGUGCUCUUGGCUGCAGCAGGAGGUUUCACUGGCGGGUUUGUGGGAACUCCAGCGGACAUGGUGAACGUCAGGAUGCAGAACGACAUGAAGCAGCCGCCGACUCAGCGGCGCAAUUAUUCCCAUGCCCUGGAUGGCAUGUACCGUGUCCUCCGGGAAGAGGGCCUGAAGAAACUCUUCUCAGGAGCAUCAGUGGCAUCGUCCCGUGGGGCCCUUGUUACUGUUGGACAGCUUUCCUGUUAUGACCAGACCAAGCAGCUGGUUCUCGCAACUGGAUUGCUGUCAGACAACGUCUUCACUCACUUCCUGUCCAGCUUCAUCGCUGGCCUGUGUGCCACAUUCCUGUGCCAGCCCCUGGAUGUGCUCAAGACCCGCCUCAUGAACUCCCACGGGGAGUACCAGGGUGUCGUCCACUGUGCCAUGGAAACUGCCAAGCUCGGACCACUUGCCUUCUACAAGGGCUUCGUUCCUGCUGCUGUCCGGCUUGUCCCUCAGACCGUCCUCACCUUUAUCUUCCUGGAGCAGCUGCGCAUAUAUUUUGGGAUCAAAGUGACCACCUGAGUGUGGGGGACUGGACCCUGCCUUACCCCGGGGGGGUGAGCGUGUGGGUCACCCCCAAGAUCCCAGAACCCCUCUCUGCUCUCUGGGGCCAGUGCCAUCCCCCCUCUUCUCAACUCUACUCCUGUGCCUUGCCAGCACCUGUGGCCAACCCCCUCCUCGCAAACUCACCCCUCCUCUCACCCCCAUUCUCAGCAUCUCCACCUCUGCGUUACUGCUUCUGGGGUUUUUCUGGGGGGGGUUCUGUCUUCCCACUUCUCUACUGGCUCUGAGUUGUGUCCUUGCCCCCCCCAGCCUUGUCCCUGAUGUGCCCCAGAAGCAGGACUGUGCUGUCUCAGGGAGUAGGGGGAUGAGAUGCCUGGCUCUGUACCUCAUCACAGAGCCCACGGGGCUGGGGGGGCUGCUGACCCUGCAGCUGUGGGGCUGGGGCUUGGGGCAGUGUGUGUGAGUCCCUGUCCUCCCUCUGCCUUUAGCCCCCGUGCUCCUCCCUACCCCCAGCGCAGCUUGGACCUCGUGCCCUGCUCCUGGUCUCCCACCCUCUGCUUCUGCUUGGCCAAAACUCCUCAGCACUGCUGGCUGCUGGGCUCUUCAGGGAUUGUGCCUCAUACCAAUGAUGGUGGGGAACAUGGCCUUGCUCUGGCAGGGCCUGUUACUGCCUGCUCGGGGACCCAGUGCUCUCUUACCACAGUGCACCUACCCCACGCUGGAUCUGGUCUCUGUGGGGGCAUCCCCCACCACCACUCUGCAGCCUCUUUCACCUUGGGGCUGGGCAGACUCCCACUCCUCACAGCCCCUCUCCCCACACUGCGCAGUGUGUGGGGGCCGUGAGCACCAGCCCCUCUGCUAUGUGCACCCCUGUGUGUGCUGGCCCCAAGGAAUCAAAGAACUGGAAUAUCUGAGACCUUGAUGUAUAAUAAAGAGUGAAGGUGGCACAGG
This is a messenger RNA of Vidua macroura (Pin-tailed whydah), 2040 nucleotides long. It is a transcript of the gene SLC25A10, whose product is annotated as solute carrier family 25 member 10. Lineage: Eukaryota; Metazoa; Chordata; Aves; Passeriformes; Viduidae. The coding region runs from base 67 to 1107 and encodes 346 amino acids. Gene Ontology annotation, biological process: oxaloacetate transport; succinate transmembrane transport; malate transmembrane transport. Gene Ontology annotation, molecular function: thiosulfate transmembrane transporter activity; succinate transmembrane transporter activity; sulfate transmembrane transporter activity. The transcript has 11 exons. The record is from RefSeq and is a predicted model, not a curated record.